Pseudonaja textilis is the source of this 3572-nucleotide messenger RNA. Its product is annotated as zinc finger BED domain-containing protein 6-like. Gene Ontology annotation, cellular component: nucleus. The record is from RefSeq and is a predicted model, not a curated record. Gene Ontology annotation, molecular function: DNA binding. Lineage: Eukaryota; Metazoa; Chordata; Lepidosauria; Squamata; Elapidae.
GCCCACCUUCUUCCGCAAGGCGAGGUGCCGUCUCGAGCAUUAGAGGCCGGGGAAUUGUUUCCUCGGAGCAUCGCCCCUCAGGGCGGAAGUUGAGGGGUUGUUGGGUGUUUUUUUUAACUUAUUUUCUUUUUUGGACGGAGCAUUUUGCGGUGGGGAUUCCACCAUGAUGCCACGACGUGGCCGGGGGAGACGACUCCAACUUGCAGCGUUCAACAGGAGGACUCUACCUGUCUCUCUUCAGCGGUCCCCUUUCUCUCAUGCGAUGGAAGGAGGAGUAUCUGAUGAGCCUUUGGACAUGGUGGUUGCUCCCGCUGGUUCGUUGGAGCCAGGGGUGAAAGAGGAGACGCCCUACCCAUCCUCGGUGCAUGACCUGUUCUCCUAUUUGAAGGAAAAAGAAGAGGAGGAAGAGGAAGAGGUGGACGCUGCUGACCUUGGGAGCUUUUCACCCAGCCCUUCUGUCUCAAUGAUGGUGAAGCAGCACUGCCCUUCCGAAGUCCAUGAGAUGCUGUCCUACUUAAAAAAGGAGGAAGAGGAGGAGGAAGAGGUGGCCAAGAUAGCGUCUCUGUCUCCACCGCGUAUUCUUCCACUCCCUGCUCCCCCUUCUGUUCUACCAGCCUAUGCAUCUACAGCUACGCUGGGCAGGUCCAUCCUUCCGGGAGGAAAGAAAAUGUUCCAUUACUUCACCCCCGUAGCCCACCUCUCUACUUCAGCUCCCCCCAAACGGGGCCAUGAUCAGGCGGUAUUAACGGAUGGAGUCCCACCAUAUGUGCAGAAGAAAACCACCUCAGCAGUUUGGGAUUACUUCACUCUGGACCCACGGGAACCCUGCGUGGCUGUUUGUAGUAUGUGCCAGAAACGGGUGAGGAGAGGGAAGGAUGGAGGCACCCGACCAGGCACCACAGCCCUUCAUAAGCACUUGAAGGUCCACCAUGGACUUCACCUGCCAGGCGUCGCGGUGGUUCCUCCAUCCCUGCUGAUGCCCCUGAAGGAGAAAUCCCACCGCACUCCCAUGCUGGUCACUGAGCCGUCUCCUCCAAUCUUCCCAUUUGCCCAGCCAGAGAGUAACCAACCCUACUACCCUCCAACCCACCCAACAGCCAUCCAGUUGGCUUCCAGUACCGCUUGGAUGCUCGCGGUGGACAUGCAGCCCUUCUCCUGGGUGGAGAGUGAAGGAUUUCGUCGGCUGAUGGCCACUGCCCAGCCUCGUUGGAGGAUCCCUAGUCGGGCAUUCUUUACCACCAAGGCAGUGCCUGAGUUAUCCAAAGUGGUGUCCCGGGCCGUACGGCAAACUGUAGCCUGCAGCGUCGGCCGCACAGUCCAUAUCACAAUAGACACCUGGGGAGAAAGGCAAACAGCCAUGUACAUGUCAGUGACAGGACACUGGAUUGCAGACUUAGCAGGCACCCUUGCCAGGCAACAUGCCACUCUGUCGGUGUGCACCUUUGAAGGCUGCUGUGCCCCAGAAGACAUCUGCCACAAACUGCAAGAAGUCCUCCAGGAUUGGCUGUAUGAUCUGAAGACAGGGAGCGUAGUGGCCGACAGCGGAACCAACACAGCAAGGGCGGUGCGAGAACUGCACCUCAACCACGCUCCUUGCCUGGCCCGUUGUCUGAAGCUGGUCACCAAAGCAUUUUUAGCCAGGGAUUCGCAAGUCGGACGUCUCCUGAAGACUUCCAGGAGGAUCUGCAGCUGUUACCAUCGCUCGGCCACCGUCCGACAGCGUCUCCUGGAAGUGCAGGCCAACUUGGGCUUGCCUCAGCCUCUGGGGCCAAGCGCUCAAGCGAGGUCCAUUUCCACCUUGCUAAUGUUGGAGUGCCUGUAUAGGCAGCGCCGAGCCAUUGUGGCCAUGCUGGAUGAAGACGAAGACGAUUCCCACCUGCUCUUGGCACCUGCAGACUGGAAGGUGAUGAAGUGCUUGGUGGAGAUCUUGAAGCCAUUUGAGGAUGCCACUGCGCUGCUUAUUCAGCCUGAUGCAACUCUCUGCCAAGCCCUUCCUCUCCUAUGGUUCUUGGAGGAGCAACUCAGGGCGUUGAGGACCAGAUACUACCAAGAAAAUAAUAAUACUGCAGCUCACCUGACCACGCAGGCGUUGGACUGUCUUGAGGCUGACAAUCAGCUGAGAGAAAUAAAGGACAGUAUGAUGUAUCGGAUCGCAGCCUUCCUUGACCCCCGAUUCAGAGACAUCACCACCAUGAAGCUCGGUGGGACAAACCUGAGUGAUGCAGCCCUACUGAAGGAGCAUAUCGUUGGCUUGGCCACCAGGUCCUACGUGCCUCCUGGAGGAGCAUAUAUGGAGUUCUCGCCCGUCAGCCGCUCUUCUCAAGAACAAAAUGCCAGUUCUGGCAGCUCAGCGGCUUGGGAGUUCACCAUGAAACGCUGGAGGGCCAUCACCAAAAGUGAUCCUGCCUCCAGUUUAGCUUCUGAAGGAGGAGCAGCCGUAGCCCUUCGGGAAAUGGAAGAGUAUCUCCAUGACAAUGUGGACCAUAUCGGAGAAAAUGCGGACCCAAUGCUGUACUGGCAAGGGAAGAUGGCGACGUGGCCGUCUCUCUUCAAGGUAGCUGUGUUCCACUUUGGGUGCCCACCCACAUCUUCAUCAUCCUCUGAAGAGCCCUGCAGUGCUCCCAGUUCAUUGGGGCCAAGAGACCACACCAGGAACCUCUCCCCAGCCAACGUUACAAUGUUCACGUUCAUCCGUAGGAACCGCCACCUCAUCCCGCAAGAUUGGAGGCUCUCCCUUGGAGAUCUUUCUUCCCAGAGUCCCCUGGGCCCAAGAGAGGACCUGAGUGUGGAAGAGGAAGAUGACCUUCUAAGACUGGAUGAAGAGCAGGAGGACAAGUGAUGAAAACAUCUGGACGUGAAUCGCUACAGUGGCAUACCCUUAUUCAUUUGUUACAGCCGGAAUAACUGUCUUCUUGUACCUUAUAGAGAUUCUUAACACUUGUUAAAAUUGAUUGGAGGUUCCAAAUGGCACCUCUGAAUCAGUAAAUGAAGCCUCAGUCACGCAGGCCAAAAGUAUCUAAUAAUGGUUAAAUCAUGGCAUCUGGACCAAAGUUUGUUAAACAGAUACUUCAUUACUCAUCCAAGUAACUUUUCAGUCUUUUUUUUUUAAAUAGUUGUUGGAAUGUACUAACUCUUGCCAUACAAACUGCAAGAGUUUCUCCCCAAAAUGUUUUUCAAUGCGUAAUGAAGACUCAAUCAUCCAGGCCAAAAGUAUCUUAAGGUUAAAUCAUGGCAACUGGACCAAAAGGUGGUUAAACUGAGACCUUUUGUUACUCGUCCAAGUAACAAGAGUUAGUACGUUCCAACUACUUUUCGAUUCUCCGCCUAACUUUUUUUUUUCAAUUUUGACCGAAGAAGUUACUUUGAUGAGUAACGAAACAUCUCAGUUUAACAAGCUUUGAUCCGGUUGCUCUGAUUUAACCUUUUUACACCUUUGGAAUCAACUAUACUUCUUCUGGUCUGAGACUCUUAUAUUUAUAUUGGUGGUAGUGUGGCAGUAUCUUCCCCAUUUCACCAGUGGACGUGCAGUUUCUGUAUUUUCAGUACUUGGCUGAUAAAAUUCUCGAAACAGA